AUGGCACUUUCCGUGAUUGGAACAGGUGAUCUCGUCAUCAACGGUCCUCUUCAGCGUCCUGUCGGCCAGAACAACGUAUAUGAACAUGUCAGACGGGCAGAUUCAUGCUUCGUAAACCUGGAAAUGCCGUUCAGUACAGAUGGUUGGCCUGCCGAAAAAUUAAUUGCACUGAAAUGUGAUCCAGUUCACGCACAUAUCAUUCGUGACCUCGGAAUCGAUGUCGUAACAUUGGCCAACAAUCAUGGUAUGGAUUAUGGUGAAGAAGGUCUUCGAACGACAUCUAAGGCGCUCGAAACAAAUGGGGUCGCCCAUGUCGGCUUUGGCAAGGACCUUGUUGAUAGCUUCACUCCUGUUCUGAAGAGCAUUCGAGGUACAAAGGUGGCAUAUAUCGGCGUUACAACAACUUUGCCGAAUGGUAGUGGGGCAGGGCCUUCACGACCAGGACUUGCUGGAGUGCGGGUCUUCACCAAAUAUGUUUUGGACACGGUCACGAUUGAUGAAUCACCAGGAAUGGCACCAUAUGUAGAGACUGCCACAUACAAGCCAGAUGAGGAGAUCCUACUCCAGGCUAUUCGUGAUGCGAAGGCCAAGGCAGACAUCGUUUUAGUUGCUAUUCAUUGGGGAGUUCCCUAUGGAUGGGUUGCUGCAGUACAAGAUGAGAUCGCAACAUAUCAGCAACCACUGGCAUAUGCCAUGAUCGAAGCAGGAGCGUCCGCAAUUUUUGGCCACCAUCCACACGUGGUGCAAGGUGUUGAGUUUUAUAAAGGCGUUCCUGUGUUUUAUAGCUUGGGGAAUUUCAUUUUCAGCAAUAAUAUUGUCACGCCUGGUGUCGGCUUCCGGGAGUACCCUCCUUAUAGUUGGACCAGUUUGCAGGCGACACUGUCAAACAUUGGUGCUCUGGCGAAGCUAUCAUGGAACGAAAAUGAUUUGACCAGUUGCUCAAUCAUCCCCUUGACGAUUGCAGAGGAUGGAGAGCCACGUGAGGCUACUGAAGACGAUGCCAAUGUAUUGGUAUCGCGAUUGAAAGCCCUAUCCAAGGGAUGGGGAGUCAUAUUUGACUUAAGAAAGCUGGAGCUUGGUUUCGAAAUAAUGGUCUCGGGAAUAUAG
Exophiala bonariae is the source of this 1107-nucleotide messenger RNA. RefSeq lists its product as uncharacterized. The transcript has a single exon. Bases 1 to 1107 code for a protein of 368 amino acids. NCBI's taxonomy places the organism in Eukaryota, Fungi, Ascomycota, Eurotiomycetes, Chaetothyriales, Herpotrichiellaceae. The record is from RefSeq and is a predicted model, not a curated record.